CUUUAAUGACGAUCCGACGGAAGACAACAGAAAGCCUUCCUACACGGACAUGCACCGGACGACGAACUAUCAGGAACUACAUCAAGCCCCACCAUCUUGGGCCCCGGAAACACAGCACGAGGAGUCUUCGUUAGCCCGGCCUCCCAGCGAUAUCGCCUCGGGUAAUUUGCUAAGGAUGCUGUACGAAGAGAAGGAGCGAGGGCAGGGACAAAAAGCGCGGAUCCAGGGAUUGGAAGUGGCCCUGGCCGAGACAACACAAGAAAAGGAGGUAGCUAUGGCCUCGGCUCGUCUUGAAAUUCACGAACUUAGAGGCAUGCUUCGGCGAGUGGCCUCUGAAAGUACCUUUUCCGACGUCUUCACGCUCUACGAGGCUCACAUUGCCCGCGUGGAAAAGGAGGCAAACGUGCUGCGGGACCGCAAUGUCCACCUAGAAGCUUGGCGACUGGAUCAGCGGCAACAAAGCGAGGAGAGCAGGGGGCAAGGAAGGGCUGAUGCCUGUGGAGGGGAAGGCGACAGCCAAGGUUGCAAUCGACCCGAUCGUCCCACUCCCUCGCCAUCGCGAAAGAAUAGAAAGUCUCUUCAUGGGGCGACAAAACCAGCGCCCCAUAAUGCACAGGAU
Nannochloropsis gaditana CCMP526 is the source of this 619-nucleotide messenger RNA. RefSeq lists its product as uncharacterized. The annotation marks the transcript as partial. The record is from RefSeq and is a predicted model, not a curated record. The transcript has a single exon.